AGGAAGUGAAAGGCGGAAGACGCUCAUUGAAACAUCAUCACGCCUCAAGUGAAUCGAUGACAAAUUAAAGAAAUUUAACACGCGCGCUUCAUUAUGAGGAUUUAUUUGUGACUUUACACUAAAUAUCUGAAGACGAUGGAGUGAAAGGCGCUUGAAAUAUGAAGACAACACACCGGAUAUGUUAUAAAUGAUGUCGCUGUGUGGAUUUAACGUGACGUGCGUGUAUCAGAAGUGAUUGACAGCUCUUCACAGUUCCUACGGUUCAGCUCUGAUCUCUGUAUCAGCAUGUUCACGUUGAGUAUUGUCUCGUGUUUUCACUGAAGCUGUGAACUGUCAUUAAUGCUGUUAAAAAAAUGUUUCCUAAGACCUCGUUUACGAGUCUGAUAGUGGGGGUCUUCCUCCUGUAUGUACUGCACACAUGUUGGGUCAUGUAUGGGAUAGUUUACACGAAACCCUGCGACCAUCCGAAUGGUGACGGCUGUAUUUCACCUUACCUGGCUGGAAAACCUCGACUGCAGCUGAGCAUCUACACAGCGUUGAAAGCGAACGCUGACGGGGGACACAGUCUGAUCCACAGAGAAGAAGAUUUUGAUGUAAAUAGCAGGUUUGAGAGGUUAGUAAAUGUGUCUUUGCCCAAGAAGACACGGAAGAACGGGACGCUGUACGCCAUGGUGUUCCUGCACCAGGCGGGGAUGAACCCGUGGCAGGAUCCGCACCAGGUGCAUUUAGUCACACAGCUGACCACAUACAUGCUGCCCAAACCUCCAGAGAUCAGUCUGAUCACGGGUCAGGACGAACCGCAGAAACCAGAGCAGCAAAAACCAGGUGCCCACUCCGAGCCGGACCGCCCCGUUUCUCACUGGCGUUCUCGUCUGACCCUGAACGUUGUGUCUGAGAACUUUCUGUUUGACCGAGAGGCUCUGCCUGGAGACGUGCAUCGCUACAUGAGAGUAUACCAGAGUGGGAAAAAGAUGAUUUACCUGCCACUGCUGUUUGUGGAUGAACUCAGCAACAGAGUGAAGGAUUUAACAGAGAUCAACAGCAGUAUGUCUGAACUGCCUCUGAUCAUCUCAUAUGAUUCCAUCGCUCUGGGGAAACUACGUUUCUGGAUUCACAUGCAGGACGCCGUUUACUCACUGCAGCAGUUCGGCUUCACUGAGAAAGAUGCUGAUGAAAUCAAGGGAAUAUUUGUGGACACAAAUCUAUACUUUCUUGCUCUCACCUUUUUUGUGGCAGCUUUCCAUCUUCUGUUUGACUUUCUGGCCUUCAAGAACGACAUCAGUUUCUGGAAACACAAGAAGAGUAUGGUUGGCAUGUCCAGUAAAGCAGUGUUGUGGAGAUGUUUCAGCACUAUUGUCAUCUUCCUCUAUCUGCUGGACGAGCAAACCAGUCUGCUGGUUCUGGUCCCGGCUGGAAUUGGUUCUUUGAUUGAGGUGUGGAAGGUGAAAAAGGCUUUUAAAGUACACGUCAUAUGGAGGGGCUUUACUCCCACAGUCCUGUUUGGGAAAUCUGAUGAGUAUGAGAAGAGAACGGAGGAAUAUGACACACUGGCGAUGAAGUAUCUGUCAUAUGUGCUGUAUCCUCUCUGUCUUGGUGGGGCCGGAUACGCCCUGGUGUUUGUGAAAUAUAAAAGUUGGUACUCUUGGCUUAUUAACAGUUUAGUCAAUGGAGUUUACGCCUUUGGAUUCCUCUUUAUGUUGCCACAACUCUUUGUAAAUUACAAGCUGAAGUCUGUGGCUCAUCUACCCUGGAAAGCUUUUAUGUACAAGGCUUUUAAUACGUUCAUCGAUGACAUCUUUGCUUUCAUCAUCACCAUGCCAACGUCACAUCGAUUGGCCUGUUUCAGGGAUGACGUGGUGUUUCUCGUUUACCUCUAUCAAAGAUGGCUGUAUCCGGUGGACAAAACCAGAGUAAAUGAAUACGGAUUGUCUUACGAUGAAAAAGAGAAAGGAAAAUCUCAUCGAGAUUAACAUCAUCACAACAGAGCGGCACAACGUUAUCAUGGAACCAGCUGCCGCAUUCCAAAACGCUGCAGAGACUAGACAAUACUAGUUUUAUUUAGAUUGACCUCUCUAUUGAUCAACGUUCAUGAUGCAUGUGUGCUCUGAAAUGACCAAUGUUUUACGGUCGACGUGCCUGAGACACAUACGAACCGUCCAGCGCUGUGUAAGCUGUUACUGUAUGAUUUGAUGUGUUAUAGGAUAAGAAGGAAAUUUAUGAGAAGAUAAGUUUAAUUUUACAUAAUGUAUUUUGAUGGGACUGUUAAUUCAGUCUCAUAGUAUUUGGAAAUUAAGACCAUAUCACAAGGGUGCCAAAAGACCACAGUUUCAGAUUCAUGAUCUUAAUUUGAAUAACAUGACUGGUGUUUGUGUGUUCAGAGAGACUGAUGCGUUAUGUUUGAUUUUGUGUUCCUUAUUCCAUGAAAAGUGUUUCUGUGAUUUAACAGCAUAAUUACAGACACUUUAUUAAACAGUUUAAGAUA
Molecule: messenger RNA, 2482 nt
Organism: Triplophysa rosa
Lineage: Eukaryota; Metazoa; Chordata; Actinopteri; Cypriniformes; Nemacheilidae
Gene: clptm1l
Product: CLPTM1 like
Exons: 16
Coding region: 354-1970 (538 amino acids)
Cellular component (GO): membrane; endomembrane system
Source: RefSeq, a predicted model, not a curated record